CGAUGGAUGAAAACAGUUUUCAUCGUAAGACCAGUUGGGGAUGGUUGAAGCCAAGUCAUCCAGACCGUCCUUUGGUACAGGAGAGAGGCAGGAGGGCAGCCAGCCAAGAUCUAUCCUCUCUCCCGGAUUCCAGGAAUGGGUCUCGUGGACGAUUUUUAGGGUCGGUUCCCAAGUUACUCGACAAGGUGACCAAGUGCUUCGCUCGAAGCGCUCGACAGUCUCUCAACCCUGAAACCACGACUGCAAGUUCCAGCCCACAAGACAUUCAAUUCAUUCAGUCAAACAAGGACAUCACCGCUCCCACACUCGAACCGAAUCCUGAACAAUCUUUCAAUUCGUGGAUUGCAGAAGCCGAAGAUCUCGACCCGAAGUUUGUUAACAAAAGGAUCGCCGAAGCUACUGAAGGUGUCGCAGGCAUUGGCCAGGUCCCAACAAUAGUCCAAGAUACUUCUUCCGCAAUCAACAACUUACCGUCUGUUUCUGAUGCAAUUGACACGUUCUCCGCGUUGCUUCGACCUUUGAAGGCAUUCAAUUUCAUUGUCAACGAGAUCGCAAAUGUCCAUCCCUACGCGAAGGCGGCAUUGAGUAUCUUCACUUGCGCGUCCAAGAUGAUUCUUGAUCAGGCAAACCGUGAUGUCGCUGUUUCCAGUUUACUCUCAAAAAUAUCUGAAGUCUAUGUUUUCAUCACGGAAGAGGAGGAAUUGGCCAAGAUUCAAUCAAUGCUAGCGAUAUAUGGGAAGAUAGCGCAGCAGACUCUGGAGUGUGCUGAUUUCAUCAGCCAUUACUCCGAGACGAAGAGUGCCUCAAUGUUCUCGACGGUCUCAUGCAACAAUUCCGAGACCGAGUGGCUCGUGACACCGUUGUGA
Molecule: messenger RNA, 866 nt
Organism: Suillus discolor
Lineage: Eukaryota; Fungi; Basidiomycota; Agaricomycetes; Boletales; Suillaceae
Exons: 7
Source: RefSeq, a predicted model, not a curated record